This is a messenger RNA of Lolium rigidum, 1083 nucleotides long. Its product is annotated as GDSL esterase/lipase At1g71250-like. The transcript is spliced from 3 exons. The record is from RefSeq and is a predicted model, not a curated record. Bases 1 to 1083 code for a protein of 360 amino acids. Gene Ontology annotation, molecular function: hydrolase activity, acting on ester bonds. Lineage: Eukaryota; Viridiplantae; Streptophyta; Magnoliopsida; Poales; Poaceae.
AUGGCUCUCCUCCUCCUCUUUCUCUUGCUCGGCCGCCUCGUUGCCUCCGCCGGCGCCGGCGAAUCGACUCCGGCCACCGCACUCUUCGUCCUCGGAGACUCCACCGCUAGCUGCGCCGCCACCACGCUGCCCGUCAACCUCACCCUCUCCUCCACUUUCUCAAGCCGGUGCCUCUUCCACUCCGGCAGCCGCCGCCUCCUCCCCGACCUCCUCGCCGCCAAGAUGGACCUACCGCCCCCGCCGCUCAUCUCCGCCCUCAACGGCACCGCCGCGGCGGCCGCGAAAGGCGUCAACUUCGGCGGCGAGGAGGGCGAGAGCGGCGGCAGCGGGGUGUUCCGCAUGGCCGCCAUCGGGCAGCAGCUGCGGCUGGCCGCCGAGACGCUGCAGCUGCUGCGGCUCGAGGCCGCCGCGCCGAGCGAAGGGUCCGACGCCGUGUCCGGCGCCGUCUUCGUGGUGUCCUUCGGCACCGACGCGUACGCGCGGCUGCUGGCGCGCGGGUCCGAGGCAGACGCGUCGGCGCCCAAGCACGGCCGCCGCGGCUUCGGGCGCCUCCUGGCCGGCCGCGUGGCGCGCGCCGUGCAGGAGCUGUACGAGGCCGGCGUGCGGAGGGUGGCGGUGCUGGGGGUCCCGCCGCUCGGGUGCGCGCCAAGGGUGAUGUGGGAGGGGCUGCACCUCGUCGACGGCAGAGGGUGCGUGGAGGAGGCCAACGAGCUCGUCCAGGGGUAUAAUGAGAGGGUCGAGGCGCGGCUGGACGCGCUCCGGCCGCAGCUGCCCGGCGCCGACGUCGUCUUCUGCGACGUCUACAAGGGGGUCAUGGAGAUGAUCACCAAUCCUGGCACCUACGGGUUUGAGGAGGCGAGGGACGCAUGUUGCGGGCUAGGCCCGUUUGGUGGCACGAUCGGGUGCCUGACGAGGGAGAUGGCAUGCUCCACCCCGCAGAGACAUGUGUGGUGGGACCUGUAUAGCCCGACCGAGGCUGUCAACUCAUUGCUCGCAACCUGGGCAUGGUCGGAGCCGCAGCCAGAUUCCAACACCAGCGUUUGCCGCCCGGUCACCCUCCAACAGCUCGCUGGCCAACCAUAG